Messenger RNA from Ramularia collo-cygni, 936 nucleotides. RefSeq lists its product as uncharacterized. Gene Ontology annotation, molecular function: transmembrane transporter activity. NCBI's taxonomy places the organism in Eukaryota, Fungi, Ascomycota, Dothideomycetes, Mycosphaerellales, Mycosphaerellaceae. The record is from RefSeq and is a predicted model, not a curated record. The transcript has 4 exons. The coding region runs from base 1 to 936 and encodes 311 amino acids. Gene Ontology annotation, biological process: transmembrane transport.
AUGUGGCGUUUAUUCUUUCGAGAUGGUUGGGUGCUAGUUUUGGGUCGGCGGCUCAGACGAUUUCUGGGGGGGGUUGUGACUGAUUUGUUCUUUUUACAUGAGAGGGGACGGGCGUAUGCUGUUUUUGCCGCGGCUGUUAUUGGGGGUGCGGCUGUUGGGGGCACUGCUAGUGGGUUUAUUGUUGGGAGUUCUCCUUGGCCCGUGCAAUUUUGGUGGAUUGUGGCUUUGCUUGGGGUGGCUGUUUUUGCUGUGUUUUUCUUUCUGGACGAUACGACGUUUGAUCGAAGGGAGAGUGGGAUUGUUGGUCCUGGAGAACAGAGGUCUUUUCUUCGCAAGCGGUGGGAUACGCUCUGUCCGGGCACGAAAGUGGUGGCGCCUUCUGCUAUCAAGCAUGUUUCCGUCAAUAUUCUACUUGGCGUCUUCCUGCAGACACCUGUCGAGGCUGGAGGCUAUGGGUUCACGCCCGUUAACAAUGCUUGUUUCUCGUUCCUCACCUGGGGUGCGGUCCUUUGCGCAGCAGCUUACGGCGUGGCUUUCAACGAUAGGCUGCCGCUCUGGAUGUGUCGUCGAAAAGGAGGGAUCUUGCUCCCGCCGGUCGUAAACUACAUUACGGAGUGUUUCGUCCAGCACUCGACGGAGGUGUUUGUCAUACUCAACUUCUAUCGAUUCAUUCUCGGAAGCACUGUUCCUUUCUUCGUCACYUCUUGGGUGCAUGAAGUUGGAGUGRGCUGGGUAUUUGGCUCUAUGGCCUUCUUCUGCCUUAUUGGAUUCGCAUUCACAUGGAUUCUGGCGCAAUUUGGGUCCCGGAUCCGCGCUCUGUCGAUGGCACGAUUUGUAACAGAAUCCGAGGAUGGUGAUCGCUUGUUCCAGGACCGGUCGGUCGGGGGUGAAAAUGCUACUGCACAUGGCUCUGAGCAAGUCGAAGAAACCAAGUGA